Molecule: messenger RNA, 1836 nt
Organism: Paramacrobiotus metropolitanus
Lineage: Eukaryota; Metazoa; Tardigrada; Eutardigrada; Parachela; Macrobiotidae
Exons: 5
Coding region: 314-1471 (385 amino acids)
Source: RefSeq, a predicted model, not a curated record
AACAGAGUACAUGCCUAUUUCUGUCGUAGUACAUGCGUAUUUCUUUAAGUGCAGUUUUUAAAACACAUCUUAAUAGAAAUCGUUACAGUAAUAAGGAAACAAUAAUACUAGUUAACUGGCAUGUGGCUUGUCUCGGGCUCCUGACAAGCCCGAGCCAAGGUGAUAUUUUAUUGGUAUUUUCUGCGGAGUGCUGUCAGAGAUUCCUUCAGUAUGAAAAUUAAUAUUCCCACUGCCGCAUAUGAGUCCUACUUCGUAAUAAAAUCCAGCUAUCUUCAGGUUUGCACGGUUAUUGUGUGCCUCAUAGCACGGUGCAAUGCGGGUGCUCUCCGAUGAGAUGGCGCACUAUCUGCGCAACAUGGAAAACCAACCGGCGGCCGUUGAGAUCCUGGCCGAGCUCCUGGACUUCCCGGACAUCCGUCUGGACCCUGCCGCUCCCCCAAGGCCUCCUCCAGGAGACCGCCAUGUCUCCGUCCAGCACCGCCUCCACCUCCACGCCCUCCUUAUCCGCCUCCUGGACCUCCUGGACUACCUCCUGGAGCGCGGCUGCCUGUGCCGCGACGCCUGCCGUCUCUUAGUCCCCGGCGCUCGCAUCUUCCGCGCCCUGGCGUUGAGCAUUCACAUGUACACACUGAAAAUGGAACACGAUCGACUCAUCCGCAUCGCGUGCCUGGAGAUGCAUCUGGCAAAACUCAGUAAAGGUCUCCACGUUAGUGACUUCGCGCAACGCGCCUUCGUCGAGUACUUCGCCACGUUCGAGUUUGACCGCUUCGCCACCCUUCAUGAUCAUAUCUUUCAAGCGAAUUGGCAACGUGAUACGGUGGUUGUUAGUCCGGAUUCGUUGAACGUCGCACAGCCGUUGCAUCCCGAAUUUGACCGGUUGAUGUCGGUGGAUAAAAUGGAGGAUAACCUGGCGCAUUAUCACGCAGCGUGCGGGGCAUUAGCGCUGCAGCGCCAACUGCGCGGGGAGCUGUUAGAUGAGGAGUUGGAGGAAGGGUGGCGAAAGGUCAUCCGCGAGGAUACGUCCUUGUUGAAUUUGUCGCAGGAUGUGGAAUUAAGUGCGCUACAAGGAAAUGCCGUUGUGCCGGUUGUAGUGGCGAAGAAAGGCGAGAAAGCCGGGAAGAAAGACAAGAAAACGGCUCCGGACACGCCCAUAACUGUCCCCCCGUUCCGUCAGUUAAUCGUUCCGCUAGUCCGCAAUGAAACCCACAGCCACGCCCUCUCUUUACUACAGUCCACCGGCGCUUUCAGCAGUCGCAUGAAUUUCCUCAACGGUGUGUUGCGCGAAGACUGCACCCUAGCGGCGCUACAGCACCAGCCCAACCCCCUGCAGGCGGCGGUCCAGGCGGCGGAGGAGGCCGAACGGGAGCGGCUGCGCGCCAUCCAGCCAAUGCCGGUGUAUGCGUCGCUGCUGGCGGCGGCGGCGGAACCGGCGUCGAAAGCGGAUGUUAAAGAAAAAUCCAAGAAUAAAUAAGAACUUUUUACUAAUUAACGGGCGGCGCUAGCGACUGAUGCUGCGACACAGAGGAACGCCGGCCGGCGCCUUUGGGCGGCUGAUGUUGCAUACGCUGCCAUUUGCGCUGGUCAUCGCGGCGGAUUUCCCGCACUUCUACACGAUCCCGCACGCCUGUAAAUUUAAAAAAGAUAUAAAUAAUCUGAAAAACAAACGUAAAUAAAAUAAUAUUGAAAAUAACAGAAGAUACAUAAAAUUUAUUGAUGAUAAAUUAGCGAAUUAAAUAAUAAUUAAUUAAGUGGUUCUGAAAUUAUAAAGUACAUUAGGAAACUGCGUAAAUCAUUAUUUGGAACAUCCACCUUACAUAUUAUAAUGCAACGUUACAU